Molecule: messenger RNA, 738 nt
Organism: Malassezia vespertilionis
Lineage: Eukaryota; Fungi; Basidiomycota; Malasseziomycetes; Malasseziales; Malasseziaceae
Gene: TIF6
Product: Eukaryotic translation initiation factor 6
Exons: 1
Coding region: 1-738 (245 amino acids)
Biological process (GO): cytosolic ribosome assembly; ribosomal subunit export from nucleus; maturation of 5.8S rRNA
Cellular component (GO): nucleolus; cytosol; preribosome, large subunit precursor
Molecular function (GO): ribosomal large subunit binding
Source: RefSeq, a predicted model, not a curated record
AUGGCUGUACGUUGUCAAUUUGAGAACUCGUCCGAGAUAGGUGUGUUUGCACGCCUUACGAACACGUACUGUCUUGUCACUAUCGGUGGCUCGACCAACUUUUAUUCCACAUUCGAGACUGAGCUCGGCGAUUUGAUGCCGAUCGUGCAUUGCUCGAUUGCGGGCACACGGCUCGUUGGGCGCCUCACGGUCGGCAACAGGCACGGGCUGCUUGUACCCAUGUCGACGACUGAUCAGGAGCUGCAGCACUUGCGGAAUAGCCUUCCCGAAUCGAUUGCGAUACAGCGCGUGGAAGAACGGCUGAGUGCGCUGGGAAAUGUAAUUGCGUGUAAUGACUAUGUGGCAAUUGUGCACCCUGAUCUGGACCGCGAGACGGAAGAGAUCAUUGCAGACGUGCUAAAAGUUGAGGUGUUCCGCCAGACUGUCGGUGAUAAUGUGCUGGUAGGCACGUACUCGGCCAUUUCGAACCAGGGCGCGCUUGUGCAGCCCAAAACAUCGUUGCAGGACCAGGACGAGCUUUCGUCGCUAUUGCAGGUACCGCUCGUUGCAGGCACGGUGAACCGCGGCUCGGACUUGAUUGGUGCGGGGCUACUUGUGAAUGAUUUUGCCGCGUUUGUCGGUAUGGAUACCACUGCCACAGAGAUCAGCGUGAUUGAGUCCACGUUCAAACUCCAAGGACAGGAAGCCGGGGCGGUCGUGAAUGAGUUGCGGGAUGCACUGGUGGAUUCCUACACUUAG